AGGAGUGUGUGCUAGGCCAGCGAGCAGUAUUGUUCUACCCUUGUGUUUUCUAACUGUUCAAUGGCUGCGAGAAGAAAAAUGAAGAUAAUAGUAGUACUGCUUAGUGCCUCAGCAGGACUAGCGUCUGGUGCAUGUCGCUCUACUGAGUUUUCCUGUGAUGGAAACAGGUGUCUCCCUCUGAAGUGGGUCUGUGAUGGUGACCCAGACUGUACUGACGGCACUGAUGAACAUCCAGCAAACUGUAUUGGAGAAACUGGUACAGCUCUUGUGCGAGAAUGUCGCUCAACAGAAUUUAAGUGUGGGAAUGGGAACUGCAUCCCAUCUACGUGGAAGUGUGAUGGCCAGGAUGACUGUCGGGAUAAUACUGAUGAAACCAACAGUGACUGUUAUAAGUGUCAUGCUGCGGAAUUCCAGUGUGUAAGCAACAAACAGUGUAUUACGGGCAGGUGGCGAUGUAAUGGCCAGAAAGACUGUGCAGAUGGCUCUGAUGAAGAGAACUGUACAGCUUUACAAACUACACCACUUCCUGCUCACAUGUUCCGAUGUGACUCAGGAAUGACCAUUCCAUCUCGUUGGGUCUGUGAUGGGGAGGAAGACUGCCUUGAUGGAUCAGAUGAAAAGGCUUGCAGGAACAGAACAGUAGUUACUGUACGAGUUACAACUACUCCCCGGCCUACCUGCCGUGAUAAUGAAUAUCAGUGUGGUGAAUACUGUAUCCUCAACACCCAGGUGUGUGAUGGUGAGGAAAACUGUCCAAAUGGUGAAGAUGAGGCACAAACACUCUGCCCAAAAUGCCCUUCUACUCAUUUCACAUGUGCAAAUAAGCAGUGUGUUCGUUUAAUGCUACAGUGUAAUGGCAGAAGUGAUUGCAGGGAUGGAUCUGAUGAAGUUAAUUGUACUACACCUACACCUAUGCCAGAACCAGCUGAAAAACCCUGCAACUUGACUACUCAUUACUUGUGUACAAAUAACAAGUGUAUCCUUCGUGAACGCCUGUGUAAUCGCCGAAAUGAUUGCGGUGACUGGCAGGAUGAGUCAGAGGAAUUGUGUGGACCAAAUGAAUGUGAACGCAACAACGGUGGCUGCACUCAAUUGUGUGUAGAUACGAGAGAGAGUUACUAUUGCCAGUGCCGCAGUGGUUAUCGUCUCGUUGGAAAAUACACUUGUGAAGAUAUUGAUGAAUGCUUGGAGAUUCCUGGCACUUGUUCACAACGGUGUGUCAACACUGUUGGCAGUUACCACUGUUCCUGCCUUCCUGGUUAUGAAAGGGAUCCAAGGAAUUACACCCGCUGUAAGGCAUCUUCAGGCGAGCCAUACUUGCUCUUCUCACACAGAUAUGACAUUCGAAGCCUGCGGCUGAGGGACAGUGACAUGACAUCAGUGGUGAGAGAGGCUCGCGGCGCUACAGCUCUUGACUACUUAUACAUAAGUCAUCAGAUCAUUUGGUCAGAUAAUAAGGAAAACAAGAUAAUAAGAACUAACAUGACCAAUCCUGAAGUGCGAGAGGUGCUUGUGGAUGGUGAGAAAGUGUCAGCUGAUGGUCUGGCGGUAGACUGGAUCCACAAUCAUAUCUACUAUACAGAUACCACCAACUUCAGGAUCCAAAUGAUAUCAUGGGAUGCUAAAUGGUCCAAGGCAAUUGUAAAAGAAGAACUGGGACAGCCACGAGCUAUUGUCGUCAGUCCCCUUGACGGGUAUAUAUUCUGGACCGAUUGGGGCAGUUCACCCAAAGUCGAGCGUGCUAGACUGGAUGGUGGUGACCGCACAGCCAUCGUCACUGCUCCCCAUGUCUACUGGCCAAAUGGCAUUACUAUUGACCAUUCUAAUAAACGCCUCUACUGGUGUGAUGGCAAACUUAACACUAUUAGCAAAUCCAAUCUUGAUGGAUCACAAAUUGAGGUUAUUCUCUUCUCACCGAAAGUACUUCGUCUGCCAUACUCGAUCACUGUGUUUGAAGACAGAUUAUAUUGGACAGACUGGUCAAAGCUUGCACUUUACAGUGCUGAUAAAUUCACUGGAGAAGACAUCCAGAAUGUGUCAGCUGGACAUUUGUUGGAGUCACCAAAGGUUGUACAUGUCUACCACGAGUAUCGGCAGCCUAAUGGAGAUAAUGUAUGUUCAUCUCACAAGUGCAGCCACUUGUGUGUUCGUAGUCCUGAAGGGGUCCCUCUCUGUGUCUGUCCAGAUGGCAUGGUCUUCUUAAAUGGAGAUUCUAUCACUUGCAUUUAUACUGAUGAUACAGAGUUGCCAUCUAAUGUCGGUCUAACUGAAUACAACACUGACAUUCUUGAGACAGAUAUGGACAUAGACAGUGCUGCAACAGCUUUACCAGUGUCUGGAAGUGCCAAAUAUGUAGAUUCUCCAAUGACUGACAAAGACCUUAUACACAGUCCUCAAGUUGGCAUGAUUCUUGGAGCUUCUAUUGGCGCUAUUGUGGUUCUAGCAUUGGCCACAGCUCUGUUUGUUGGGUGGUGGAAGGUGCGCGGUGGUGUUAUACACGUACUUCACACCCGUUUCCCCAAUCCAGUAUAUCGGAAAACAACAGACGAAGACACUGAAGGUGGUGGCUAUAUCCUUGGCCAAGAUGAGUUGUUAUACAACCCAAGGGAUUAUCAGUACACUGAAGGGCCUGAAGUGCCUAUAAUAGACGAUGAUGACGUACCUUUAGCACCUAAAAAGUGAGAAAGAAUACAAUAAUGCUGCAGACAGUGCAGUUUUCUGGAUGACUAAGGACAAGAUGUUCUGAGAAGCAAUGGUUUGACAGCAGUCCUAUGUUGUUUCUCUGUAUGUUCAGUUAUGAAAUGAAACAUUCUAACAUUACAGUAUUUCACAGCUAGUCAUUAAGUGAAGUGGGAUUCCCUAAGUUACACAAUUAAAUAGCAAGGUUGCCUCAAAUGGUUGUGAUAAUAAAAAUAUCACUGUACCUUGAGGUUACCUUGAGGUGCUUCCGGGGCUUAGCGUCCCCGCGGCCCGGUCGUCGACCACGCUUCCUGGUUGCCAGACUGAUCAACCAGGCUGUUGGACGCGGCUGCUCGCAGCCUGACGUACGAUGCACCUUUAGAAUCUUAAGCUGAAGAGGAGCCAAUAAUGCAAAUCUUAGCAUUUUAUUGUGAAGAUGGUGUCAAUGUUGGUAAUCCACAAUGAAAGUGAAGUUACUGACCUUUUAAAAGUGACAAAACCAAAGACUUCAGCACUCCAAAAAUGCAAUGUGAUAAUUUAUGCAACAUUUCCAAUUACCACAAAAUAUUUGCUUUCAAAAGUGUACAGCAGAGUUACCCCCUGUUCUUCACUGGUAAUUGUUGAGCACAUUCUCUGUUAGCUGUGACGUAACAGUUCCACAUCCAGACAGUAUAAUAAUAAUUAUAUUAAUAAUAAUAAUAAUUUAUUUGCAAGAAGGUACAAUGGGUUGGUGAGAUUACAUAAGACUGGUAUGUUUAUAUUCAUGCAAAGCCACUCACACGCAUAGCAUUUCGGGCAGGUCCUUAAUCUAACAUAUCUGGUAAAAUGUAAAGGUACAUUGUAGCAAUGUUUUGUAUUAACAAAUCACUACAAUAUAAGUUGACAGAGGUGAUUACACUGGUAAGGAUAUACAAUAUGUCUUAAGUACUAAUAUUGAGGAAGUAGGUAGUACAAGAUACAGUGUGAGUUUGAAGCACAAAAUAGGAAACUAUGUGGAUGAAAUUAGUUACUUAAAACAAGUUAAUUACUUACUGUGUAAUAGUUCUGUGCAUGCUCUAUGCAGAUGAAGAUAUUCAAAGGAAUGAGUAACACUGUUUUUAUGCACUUAAAAAUUAUAUCCAUUUUAUAACGAUUCACUUUAUUAAUAAUUUAGUAUAAUAUUCAAUACUGUACGGUUAGCAUACAUUGUUGUAAUAUGAAGAAUUACAAAAUUGACAAGUACAGUAUCAUAAAUGUUUACAUGCGUCUUUCAGCAAAUUAUGUUUCCCACAUUAAUAUGUAAUUACAGUAUUGGAGGAAGCAGAACCUGAAUAAUGUUCCACAGAAAAAAAAACAUUUUUCUUUUUCAUCUGAAAUCAAUAACUGCUCUAGGAGCAAAUAUAUCAAAACACAGUUCAGUCACUUCACAGUAAUUUUCUAUACAGUAUGUGCAAUUAAAUCAUUUACAUAAAAACAUCCAUACUUUAAGUUAUACAGAUACAGUAUUCAAUAUUUACAUUAUAAGCACUUAGACUGAAGCCAAAAAUUAACAUUACACACUAUAAAUACUGUAUUGUAUACACAUGUGAAUGGCUAGGCCAGUUCUGGCUAUUUGUAUUUAAAAGGAAUUGUGCUACUGUCUGUGAUAUAGUUGUACCGUGUAAAUAGUGUAAAUAAUUGUUUUGAGUUUUGUGCUCAAGAGUUCCUAUCAGUGCUAUGCCUGGUCAAGCUGUUGGGAAGAGUCUCACAUCUAGCAUCAUUCAUCAUAAUUGUAUUUCACCUCAUUUGUCACAAAUUUUGUGUCAUUAUAGCUCGAGAAUCUUUGUGUUGAUGAAAAGUGUUACAUGCAUAUAUGAUGUAAAUUUAAAUUAUAUGGCAUCUAUUGUUUUAAAGUUUCUAGAAUUAUUCCCAUCAACAUAUAUUUUGCACAGGACUUGCAUGAUAAAGUUGCAGAUACGUUUUGAUCAAAUCCAAAUCUAUUCAGUACAAUAUUUUAAUAUUCAGAUGCAUUUGCUUCAAAGCUUUAUCUCAUCAGUGCACAAUAUUGUCUCUUUCAGUCGAAUAUUUUUCAGAUACAUUUUAUACUUAUAAUGAAACAAACCUUUUCACGAGUUUUGUAAAACUACCUAAAAGAUAAAUCAUUUUUAGUAUAGAUUGAAUGCACAUCGUUGUUGCAUGUUUUGUACUGUUUUACAUUUUUUUAUUUAUUUAAAUGUUAUAUUUUUAUAUCAGUGUGUGCAUGUGAUUAUCGUGAAUAAAAGCUCAAGUUGUCCUGAAA
Molecule: messenger RNA, 4936 nt
Organism: Procambarus clarkii (red swamp crayfish)
Lineage: Eukaryota; Metazoa; Arthropoda; Malacostraca; Decapoda; Cambaridae
Product: low-density lipoprotein receptor
Cellular component (GO): plasma membrane
Molecular function (GO): protein binding; calcium ion binding
Source: RefSeq, a predicted model, not a curated record